Cutaneotrichosporon cavernicola is the source of this 567-nucleotide messenger RNA. RefSeq lists its product as uncharacterized. The record is from RefSeq and is a predicted model, not a curated record. NCBI's taxonomy places the organism in Eukaryota, Fungi, Basidiomycota, Tremellomycetes, Trichosporonales, Trichosporonaceae. The transcript is spliced from 3 exons. Bases 1 to 567 code for a protein of 188 amino acids.
AUGAUCCGCGACGCAGACGGACACCCCAUCGCGCUCCCACUGGCUAAACUCCCAUCAGUGCCGUUGGCGGCGGAUAUAUCCGACCUCCAACGGUACUUGAGGCGGGCACCUGAUCCUCUCACUGCCCAAGCUCUUCUCCGCCGAUAUGUCGACGACAAUAUCACCGCCAACACCCGGCGGUCCUCGCUCAGCGCAGCCCUAGACACGGCCGUUCGAGAGGUCCCAAAAUGGGCACACCAAGUCUCAGUCACGAGGCAGAUAUAUAACCUCCCGCCAUAUGACAUUGAGCGCCGAACACGCGCCAAUGUGAGGAAAACGUAUCCCGAGUGCACGUGUGUCAAGUGUACCGCCAAGCCAGUGACACCUCACUCCAGCCGUCGAAAAAGGGCGGGCGCGACCGAGAUCGAGACCGCGAUCGAGACCGAGACCGAGAGCCAGAGCCAGAGCGCAAGAUCCAUCGCAAGAUCCAUCUCUGGAGGAUCGAGCCACUCAGAGGGAAGCGCGUAUACCCACAUCGCCUUCUUUGACGUCGAGGACCCGCCGCCGCCGUACUCUUCCACCGCCUAG